Molecule: messenger RNA, 1474 nt
Organism: Columba livia (rock pigeon)
Lineage: Eukaryota; Metazoa; Chordata; Aves; Columbiformes; Columbidae
Gene: TMEM183A
Product: transmembrane protein 183A
Exons: 8
Coding region: 74-1180 (368 amino acids)
Biological process (GO): regulation of protein stability
Cellular component (GO): SCF ubiquitin ligase complex
Molecular function (GO): protein binding
Source: RefSeq, a predicted model, not a curated record
UGACGUCACGGUGCGGGGCGGGGGCGGUGCUGUCCCCGCUGUCCCCGCGGCCCCGCAGCCGCCCGGGCGGGACAUGGCCCCUCGCGGCCGCCCCGCCGCCGCCGCCAUGCCCAGGAGGGGCGCCCGGAAACGCCUCAAGUUCCGCGCCGAGGACGUGUGCUCCGAGCGGGUGACGGUGGCAGAUUAUGCCAACUCAGACCCAGCUGUCGUGAAAUCAGGACGCGUGAAAAAAGCUGUGGCCAAUGCUGUUCAGCAGGAAGUGAAAUCCCUCUGUGGUUUGGAAGCUUCUUGCGUUCCUGCCGAGGAAGUUCUCUCCGUAUCGGGAGAGUCUUGCGACAGCAGCGAUGAGAUGGAUACGAAGGAAAGCGUCAACGGGCGAAGUGUGUCUAGAAAGAAGAAGAGCAAAAGGCACAAAGAAAAUCCCGAUGGGGGUGGCGGAGAAGAGUACCCCAUUGAUAUCUGGCUGCUGUUGGCUUCCUACAUUCGCCCUGAAGACAUUGUCCGGUUUUCCUUGAUUUGCAAGAAAGCCUGGACCGUUACUUGCACUGCUGCCUUUUGGACCAGGCUCUACAGAAGGCACUACAGUCUGGACGCGUACCUGCCCCUCCGCCUGCGGCCAGAGUCCAUGGAGAAGCUGCACUGUCUCCGUGCGUGCGUCAUCCGCUCGCUGUACCACAUGUACGAGCCUUUUGCGUCUCGAGUCUCCAGGAAUCCAGCUAUUCCAGACAGUACUCCCAGCACUUUAAAAAAUUCCAGAUGUCUGCUUUUCUGGUGCAAAAAGCUCGAAGGGAACAGACAAGAAGCAAUGUGGGAAUUCAACUUCAAGUUCAAAAAGCAGUCUCCCAGAUUUAAGAGCAAGUGUUGCAAAGGUCUUCAGCCACCAAUUCAAUAUGAAGAAGUCCACACAAAUCCGGAUCAGGAUUGCUGUCUGCUGCAGAUCACCACCUUCAACUUCAUAUUCGUGCCAAUAGUCAUGGGUAUGACGUUUACCUUGUUCACCAUCAACGUGAGCACGGACAUGAGGCACCACCGCGUGCGCCUGGUGUUCCAGGACGCCCCAGUUCGCAACGGCAAGAAGCCUCGUCUGGACCAGGGCGUGCAGGUCGUGCUGGACCCCGUGCACAGCGUGCGGCUCCUGGACUGGUGGCACCCCCAGUAUCCCUUCUCCCCAAAAGCUUAGUGCUCGCCCGAGCCUGCGGCAGCCGGCGGGUGACUGAACCUGACAGGCUGAAGAGAAUUUCUAGGAACCAGGAAAUCCUAUUUUUAUUUCUUAAAUAAGUUCUGCAGUCUCCUUGCAAGUGGUUGAAGCUGCUGAGCCAGUCUGUACGUAUAUAACUUCUGGGCAGUGAUGGGCAAAGAUGAGUGUAAAGUGGAAAUUAUUUGUAAACACACUUUUAUGUAAAAUUCACGUUUUAUGAUUUGAAAGGAGCUCCCUGGAACUGUUCAUUUAAAAUCCUUUUUGGUGCUAAUGAAA